Molecule: messenger RNA, 1581 nt
Organism: Carya illinoinensis
Lineage: Eukaryota; Viridiplantae; Streptophyta; Magnoliopsida; Fagales; Juglandaceae
Product: non-specific lipid transfer protein GPI-anchored 20-like
Exons: 4
Coding region: 729-1373 (214 amino acids)
Source: RefSeq, a predicted model, not a curated record
CGGCCCGUGUUGUUGUAAGGUCCGCAGGUUGUUCCACUAUAGGUCCAGGGGAGGUGUUGUGGUUCAUCAGGCGGCAAGCUUCCUAUGAGAGUUGCAGGGAUCAGUAUUUUAGUUUCCACCCAUUUCUGGAAGAAAAAUUAUAUUUACAAGUCUGAUCUGGAGGACACUGUAUAAUUUAGUUGAGACUGACUUGUAAAUAUUCUUGAAAAGUUUAAUGGGGGAGUCGUUAAUAAUAACGGAAUUCAUCAUAAGCUAACCCAGACCAAUGAAGCUUUCUGGGGCAGUAAGGUCAACUAAAACUGAGAUAUGCAUGGGUCCUGUUGGCUGAAUCGUUAAAGAAAAUUCUAACUUCCGGAGUAGUUUAAUGAUAGACAGCACAAAAAAUGGUUUGGAAAUGAACGUCAAGAGAGGCUACACCACACAGAUGGAACAAAAAGCCGCCAAUAUCACCUACUUCAAGCAAGCUGCUACUUAUUUCACAGAGAUUAGUUAAAGUAGUUGAACUCCAAGACCAACUUCAAGUUCACCUAAUUUCCCUCCACUUCUCUUACCUGGCCUGACCAGUAGUGAAGACCUCCUCAAAUCUAUCUAUAAAUUCCCUAACCCUUUCUCCCCAAUACAUCAAAGUCCAAAAGUCUUCAAGUUUUCUGUGCUUUAUCUUCUCAACACAUCAGUGCUUUGGUUUCCCCGACUCCUAUACUCAACAUCAAAGUUAGAAGAAACUUCAGAUGGAGUUGUUUUAUCCCUGUUCACGCAUUGUUCCUAUACUGGCCAUGGUUGUGGUCUUGAUUAUUCCUGUUUAUGGCCAGAUUGGUACCCCAUGCAACACCUCAAUGAUUUCAAGCUUCACCCCUUGCCUGAGCUUUGUAACAAAUAGCACUGCAAAUGGUAACUCACCAAGUGCAGCCUGCUGCAAUUCGCUCAAGUCCCUCACAAGUGGCAGCAAGGACUGUUUUUGCCUUAUUGUAACCGGAAAUGUUCCUUUGCAAGUACCUAUUAAUCAGUCCCUGGGCAUCUCUCUCCCAAGUGCUUGUAAUAUGCCUGGAGUUCCCCUCCAAUGCAAAGCCUCUGGAGCACCUAUUCCAGCUCCAGGUCCUGUCUCGCUUGAGCCAGCACCUUCCCCUGGACUCUCUCCAACUCCUAGUCCUAAAGCUUCUUCAGUCCCGGAACCCAUAUCACCUGCUCAGGCACCACAAUCUGACACGACCCCGCUCUUAAAUCCGCCAUUUCCAACAGUGGAUUCUGAAGCUCCAACUGCAACCACUGGAAGCCGCCCGGUUCUGACCCCAUCGGCUGCCAUGCCCUCUCACAGUCUCUCACCAUCCUUUCUGCUACUUGUGUUAGGAGUUUCUGUUUUGAACUAUUACUGGUAGCUUGCAGUAUGUUUGCGCUUUGACAUUGUUUGAUGAGUGUUCUUUUAAUGUUAGGGUGUGCACUAUUAUUUGGGCUCCUUGGGAUAGAUAUUUGAGAGCCAUAUUGGGUGAUUGUUUAUUUAUGUGAGAAUGUAUUCUUUGUAAUACACAUGCAUGUGUUAGUGGAAAUAAAGGUUUAAAGGUCCACCGACCAAGUUUAUAAGCUUCA